AUGGCGCACCGCAUAGUAACUCAAGUCUUUAUCACAGGCGCCCGCGUCUUUGGCCGCGCCGUCUCCGAAGCAUACCGCCACGCCUCUGCCUCACAAAAAUACCAAGCCGCAACCGGAAUUAAGGGAGCCACCGGCGGAGCUGGAUUGACACUGGAUGAAGCCUGCAAGAUUCUGAAUGUCGGACCUCCCAAGGGCGGCAAGGCCAACAUGGAACAAGUGACGGAGCGCUUCAAGAAACUUUUCGACCAGAACGACCCCAAGAAGGGAGGCAGUUUCUACCUACAGAGCAAAGUCUUGCGAGCAAGAGAGAGGAUUGAGAUGGAAGUGCGCGAGGCAGCGAGAGCAGCAGAGAGGGAAGCAGAGUUGCAAGAAGGAUGGAAGCCAAAGGCUGCAAGCCAAAGCAGUCCUCAAAAGCCCAUGAAAAGUUCUCUGAAAUCUCAGCCAUCAACAGACGGAGCCGACGAAGAGGCAGAUGGCGAGAAGAGUGCUACAAAGGAAGACGCAGACACAACUGCACCUGCCAUGGCUACACACAUGAACAUGUCAGGUGCUCUUCAACGCAAAAUGUCGGAACUCCAAGCUAGUGGCUGGAGACCGCCGGAAGAGUCGAUCGAUAGCGACGACGACUACGAUGCUGUUGACAUGAUCAGCAACAGUGACGACGAAGAGAAGAGCAUGAGAAAAGCUGAAGAGAAGCUGAUGGCUCAGGAUGAGGACGACGACGACGAGAGCAAUGCUGCUCUGGCACGAAGACUUAGUUUGUCCAGCCAAAACAGUAAUCAAGCCGAUCUGGCUUAUCUCGAGUUCAACGAUGACUACCCCCUGGGCGACGAUCCUUUCUUGCAACCCUGGCUCGAUGCUGACGAGAUCAUGGCUGCGCCCGACUUCUUCCGCGAGGGAGGUCCCCUGACGAGAACUGAAAGCGAACAAACUGUGCCUCCCCAACGUCGUGUACGCUUUGAGGAGAGAGCAGACAUGUCUGAUGAAACCGACUCGGACAACGACAGCGAUUUCUUCCCCGACCUCUUCAUCCAACAAGACCACCUCGACCCACGCUUCCGACGCUUGAUCGAGAAGGAUGACGACCAUGAGUUGUACCAGGACGACAGUAGUAAUGCCGGCUCUGAGUGGGACUUUGAGGCCGACGAGAUGAGGAUGCUACUCAUGGAGGAGGAAGAUGAGGACUCAGAUUCGUCAGCAGGCUCUAGCGGCUACGAAUGUAUCUCCACUCGCAUCAAACUGCCCCUCCGCAAGAACAAGAACAAGCGCACUCCUACACAACCCAAGAUGGGUACCUUCAUCAUCGACCCUCACCGUCCUGUUCUUACCAUCGACGGCGUUGGAGUUUCCCAGAAGAGCACUUUGUGGCCUGCAAAGAUCCAAUCUGCUGCCGAGAAACAGUUGUGGGAACGCAUGCACAUGCUAAGCAACACCAACAGCCGUGCUACUAGUCGUACCACCAGCCCUCGCCAAUCGGUCCAGCUUACUCCCUCUGGCGAGAGCGAUGCAAUGAGCAUUGGUGAGGAGAAUGACUUCUUUGACUCGUUUGGUGCCCUCCGUACCGAUCAAGUCAUCGGUCCCCCUGAAGCCUUCACUCCCUUCGUUGAUGUCACCGCUACUGGUGCUGUUAUCCACGAUCAUGAUGCUGCCAUUCCUGGUGCUGAAGAAGAGGAACAAGACCCCAUGUGCUUCUUGAACUUUGAUGAUGACGAUGACGAGGAUCAAGACAUGCCCGAUGAGUCUGAUCACGUCGCUUCACCUACCACUCAAUCUUUCUCUUCUCAAGUCACCAACACUACAUCAUCCCAACCUGGUGGCUUCGAUCUGCUUGCUCAUCUCGACCGUCAUGGUGUCGUCGGAUCCUUCCGCCGCAACCAACAUUUCGCCAAACACGUCGGAUCUCUGCCUUCGCAUCCUGCCCUCAGAGCAUCUUUGUCCGAGACGAAUGCCAUGCAAACAGGUCGUCGCGCUGCAGCCAAUACACCCAUCACGCCUCUCAGAAAAAAGAAGGCAAAGGGUGUUGGAGCACGCAACUCUCCCAUGACUACUACAAGUCCCCUCACUAAGAGCCCGCCUUUCAAGAAGAAGGGCCCUAUCAGAGGCGGUUUCAGCCGCAAUUGA
Molecule: messenger RNA, 2121 nt
Organism: Aureobasidium musti
Lineage: Eukaryota; Fungi; Ascomycota; Dothideomycetes; Dothideales; Saccotheciaceae
Source: the annotation of a GenBank genome assembly